Gorilla gorilla gorilla (western lowland gorilla) is the source of this 5680-nucleotide messenger RNA. It is a transcript of the gene EHD4, whose product is annotated as EH domain containing 4. Bases 1788 to 3413 code for a protein of 541 amino acids. NCBI's taxonomy places the organism in Eukaryota, Metazoa, Chordata, Mammalia, Primates, Hominidae. The record is from RefSeq and is a predicted model, not a curated record. Gene Ontology annotation, biological process: endocytosis; endosomal transport. Gene Ontology annotation, molecular function: protein binding; calcium ion binding; GTP binding. Gene Ontology annotation, cellular component: cytoplasm; plasma membrane. The transcript is spliced from 6 exons.
AGGCAGAUGUCUAACUUUAUUUUCCCUUGGCUUUCUUUUCACUUCCCUAGUUACAUACAAUUCCCUCCAACUAUGUGACCCACACAACAACUCCAAAGGAGUUUCCAUUUUGCUCUUAAGGAAACUAGGGCAGAGAGGUAACUCAUCACAUUUAAAAUCACACAGCCAUUAAUUUACAUAGUCAAGGUUCAAACCCAGAUCUUUUCAUGCAAAGUCCUGUUCUCUCAUACUCCAAGUAUGGUCCAGGGAUGGGUAGCAUUGGCAAUACCUGAGAGCCUGUUAGAAAUGUAGAGUCACGGGCCCCAUCCCAUACCUACCAAAUCAGAAUCCGCAUUUCUGUUAGGUUGGAGAAGUACUGCAGGGUGUAGUGUUUCCCCAGACUUAGGCCACAUCAGAGUCACCUAGGGCAUCUGUUGAGCUCCAUCUCUCCUCAAUAUUUUAACUCAGUAGGUCUGGACUGAAGACCAGGAAUCUGCAUUUUAACAAGCAUCCCAGCUCAUAAAUGCAUAUAUGCAGGUGGCCCCAUGGAUCACACUUGAGAAAUGCUCUAAAACAACUAAGAAAUAUUCCUAAGCUACAAUCAAGGACACAAAAGGUGAUUAUUUCCCCCAAUCUCAACUUAGAUAAGUGAGUGUCCUUUUAACCUAGAAAAGAAACAGGCCGGGGGCGGUGGCUCACGCCUAUAAUCCCAACACUUUGGGAGACCAAGGCAGGCGGAUCAUCUGAGGUCAGGAGUUCAAGACCAGCCUUACCAAUAUGGUGAAACCCCGUCUCUACUAAAAAUACAAAAAUUAGCCGGCAUGGUGGUGAGCGCCUGUAGUCCCAGCUACUCAGGAGGCUGAGACAGGAAAAUUGCUUGAACCCGGGAAGCGGAGGUUGCAGUGAGCCGAGAUCAUGCCACUGCACUCCAGCCUGGGCGACAGAGCGAGACUCCAUCUCAGAAAACAACAACAACAACAAAAAAAAAACAGCUAGGAGGUGACAAUGACUCACAUGUCAAUAUGUGGAAAUAAAGUUGUAAUAAUGAGGAUAAUGUAAUAAUGAGAGUAAUGACUAAAUUUUCGGCUUUACAGAAAAACAAAUAAAGAAAACUAAGGGGAAAAGGCCUUUAGUUGAUCCAGAAUUUAGUGAGGGCAAUGUGGAGAAGUAGGAGAAACAGCUACUCAAAUAGAUUCCAGUCCACUUCCCCUCCUUAAGAUUGUGUCAAUUAUGCCCGUGAGCCUGGGUCUCUUGGCCUGUAAAAUGGAGUCAUAACCACCCGCCCCCGGGAAGACAGAACCUGCCUGUCCACUUUCUGAACUUUUCAUCCCCAGUAUCGACGUCCAGAGGCCUGAAUGAGUAAACGUUCCAGGAGAUGGAGCAGCCUCCGGAGGCUCGCUUUGGGCAGCUCAGAUUUACCCGGAAGCCGAUGCCACCUGGCCAGAGGUGAGGCACCGGCAACCAGAAGGGGGAGCUGAGCAUGACCGGUCAGUGCCACCCGGCCGGGAAGAUACCAUCUUCCCGUCCAGUCCUCCAGAAUGACUCCGUCAUCAAUAAUUCAUUAAGAACCUCCUCUCAAUUGGCUGACGCCUUCAGCCCUCGCUGGCAGAGAUCCAAUCAGGAAGGACCUGAGAGAGCUCUUCUGAAUAGUGGGCGAGCGCGCGUGACGUAGCGGCCGAAGACUGGCUGUGGCAGCACAAGGCGGGGCCCGCCUCGGGCGGCGGCCAGCGCGGCCGGGGCGGCUCAGUGCGAGCCGGGGAGAGUCGAACCCGGAGCAGGGUCCCAGCCGAGCGUGGACUGGCGGCAGGAUGUUCAGCUGGAUGGGGCGGCAGGCGGGCGGGCGCGAACGCGCUGGCGGCGCGGACGCGGUGCAGACGGUGACGGGCGGGCUGCGCUCGCUCUACCUGCGCAAGGUGCUGCCGCUGGAGGAGGCGUACCGCUUCCACGAGUUCCACUCGCCUGCGCUGGAGGACGCCGACUUCGAGAACAAGCCCAUGAUCCUGCUGGUGGGCCAGUACAGCACCGGCAAGACCACCUUCAUCAGAUACCUACUGGAGCAGGAUUUCCCAGGCAUGAGGAUUGGUCCGGAGCCCACCACAGACUCCUUCAUCGCCGUGAUGUACGGAGAGACUGAGGGCAGCACCCCAGGGAAUGCUUUAGUCGUGGACCCCAAAAAGCCGUUUAGAAAGCUCAGUCGCUUUGGAAACGCUUUCCUGAAUCGAUUCAUGUGCUCACAGCUCCCCAAUCAGGUCCUGAAGAGCAUCAGCAUCAUCGACAGCCCCGGCAUCCUUUCUGGGGAGAAGCAGCGCAUCAGCCGAGGCUAUGACUUCUGCCAGGUCCUGCAGUGGUUUGCCGAGAGGGUGGACAGGAUCAUCCUGCUCUUUGAUGCUCACAAGCUGGACAUCUCAGAUGAAUUCUCAGAGGCCAUCAAGGCCUUCCGGGGCCAGGACGACAAGAUCCGUGUCGUGCUGAACAAGGCCGACCAAGUGGACACGCAGCAGCUGAUGCGGGUCUACGGGGCCCUCAUGUGGUCCCUAGGCAAGGUCAUCAACACACCCGAGGUACUGCGCGUCUACAUUGGCUCCUUCUGGGCGCAGCCCCUGCAGAACACGGACAACCGCCGGCUCUUCGAGGCUGAGGCCCAGGACCUCUUCAGAGACAUCCAGAGCCUCCCCCAGAAGGCAGCGGUGCGCAAGCUCAACGACCUCAUCAAGCGAGCGAGGCUGGCCAAGGUGCAUGCCUACAUCAUCAGCUACCUGAAGAAGGAGAUGCCAAGUGUAUUUGGAAAGGAAAACAAGAAGAGAGAGCUUAUCAGCAGGCUACCAGAAAUCUACAUUCAGCUACAGCGAGAAUACCAGAUUUCUGCAGGGGACUUCCCUGAGGUCAAGGCUAUGCAGGAACAGCUUGAGAACUAUGACUUCACCAAAUUCCACUCGCUGAAGCCCAAGCUGAUCGAGGCAGUGGACAACAUGCUGAGCAACAAGAUCUCGCCCCUCAUGAACCUCAUCAGCCAGGAGGAGAUGAGCACGCCCACGCAGCUGGUGCAGGGCGGCGCCUUCGAUGGCACCACCGAGGGCCCCUUCAACCAGGGCUACGGGGAGGGUGCUAAGGAGGGCGCCGACGAGGAGGAGUGGGUCGUGGCCAAAGACAAGCCCGUCUACGAUGAGCUCUUCUACACUCUGUCGCCCAUCGAUGGCAAGAUAUCAGGUGUCAACGCCAAGAAGGAGAUGGUGACCUCCAAGCUGCCCAACAGUGUCCUGGGCAAGAUCUGGAAGCUGGCCGACUGCGACUGCGAUGGCAUGCUUGAUGAGGAGGAGUUUGCGCUGGCCAAGCACCUCAUCAAGAUCAAGCUCGACGGCUACGAGCUGCCCAGCAGCCUGCCCCCCCACCUCGUGCCCCCCUCGCACAGGAAGUCCCUGCCCAAGGCCGACUGAGGGGUGGGCUGCAGAACGGGGCGGGAACUGGGGGACCUGGGCCUCAGGCCUGCUCCACCACUGACUCACUGAAUGACCUUGGGCAAGGCACUGCCCUCUCUGUGCCUUGGUUUCCCCAUCUGUAGAAUGGGGAGGGUGGACACUGGAAACUAGAUGACUUCUUUCACCUCCAAAAUUCCCUUAGUUUCUAUGAAAAUAUUGGGGGUAGGGGGGUGGGUUAGGAGAUUGAAGGGUUGAGAAGAAAGAGAAAUUGUCCAAAGAGUCCUCAGAACCUGCCUGGAGAAAUGCGCAUGGGGGUGGGCCUGGUAAGUCCCAGGAACCACAGGAAGUGAGCUAAGGCUCACCCAGAGCAGCUGGGUCUUCAGGCUGCCUGGGCUUUUUGUCCUCAUGAACAACUCUGGAGCAGCUGUCUGUCCCUCAGAGGGCACCUGGAGGCAGCAAAGAUUAUCUUAUUUAUUUUAUUUUGUUUUCUGCUAUAUUUAGAGUGGCAAAAAAAAAUAGAGCAGAGGGUUUCUGCUGUCUCCAGACUGUCUACCAAAGAGAAGGCGACAGAUGCCUCCUGGGUUUGGAAGGGGGAUGCACUGUGGAUCUGCCAUUCAUUCUGCAGUCUCCAGCAGAGCAGGCAGUCAGGCCCUAGCGUGCCUCCAUCCCAGUGCCCCGAUGACCAUCUGGUCAGCCCUCCCAGCCUCCCCUCCAGGGGGCUUGCCUAGCCAUAUUCGGCUAGGAAUUUGGAAUUCACAACCUUUAUUAACCCCUGGCAAAACUUCCCGUUUGCAUGUCAAAUCACAUUGAAGCCUGAAGAUUAGCUUUUCUUACCGGUUUUUCCAAUAAGUAAUAGCAAAACCCACUUAUCAUACUUGAACUACAGUAAAGAAAAGAGGUGGUUCUCUGCAGUGAUUGUUUAGUGUGGCCCUCAAACAUUAAGUAUCCCCACGUCUCCUUGGUGGGUGGCAGGAUUUAAAUUCAAUCAAAUCCUGUCCUAGUGUGUGCAGUGUCUUCGGCCCUGUGGACACAGGUGAAUGAGGGACCAGCCCUGCCCUGGGCUGUUGAGAAGAGAUCAGUCCACCCAGAGUUAGACAUUGUUUUUGUAGAAAACAGGCAUUUAUUAUGUCUAGGGUUUUUUUUUUUUUUUCUUACAGGAUAAAAGCCUUUAUACAGAAACAAAAUGGAACCUUUCAUAUAAAACCUUUUCUUUAAAGGCUGUGUGGUUCGUAUCAUGAAUGCCCAUCAGGAGGCAGGAUUCGGGCACAUACCUGUACUUCUGCUCCAGAGUGUGCGCUCCCCAAAUCCCCUGAGUAAACCCCUCUGGACUGCUGCUCAGACACCUGCGUCAGGUGGAGGUGCCUCCCCCUCUGUGGGCACCAGCUUGGGGAGGUAGGUGACUUUUCCUUGCAAAUCUCCCUGCCUCAUCUCCAGAAAAUUGCACACCUGCAUGGCCUUUCUGCAUUAUUUAUGCAGGAAGAGACACGAAACAGCAAUGGCCACAUGGUAUGGGGGCCUGCUGGCACCAGAAGUGAAUGAAAUCAGAACCGUCCCACUGAGUCUUCCAAAAGGCACAUAAUUUUUUUUUUCUGUCACCUGCCUUUGGUGACAGGGUCAAAGGCACAGAUUGAAGAGAAAAUCUUGAUUUGGGAGAAGCAUUUAUAUCCAGAUGCCUACGCCCACACUCCCUAGCUUACUUUCUACAUAAUUUAGUUUUAAGAGCAGGAAAUGCAUAACAUGGUUUUUAGUCUUAACAAGCACUUAAAUUCAUUAGACGCAUAGAAAAGAACCAUUUAUUAUUUUAUUAUUUUUAUUUUUAUUUUGAGAGGAAGUCUCUGUCACCAGGCUGGAGUGCAGUGGCGCGAUCUCAGUUCACUGCAAGCUCCGCCUCCCAGGUUCAGGUGAUUCCCCUGCCUCAGCCUCCCGAGUAGCUGGGACUACAGGCACCCGCCACCACGCCCGGCUAAUUUUUGUAUUUUAGUAGAGACGGGGUUUUACCAUGUUGGUCAAUAUGGUCUCGAUCUCCUGACCUCGUGAUCUACCCACCUCAGCCUCCCAAAGUGCUGUAACCUAAGCAGACAGUUCUGUGAAUGCGUGAGGACCACCUGAAGUCUGCAGCCACGGUGGAGGUCACCAAAGGGUGAACUGAGAAAGAGAAGAGGGAAUUCACUUGCCCAAAGGUUUAUAGAUGCCCAGGCAAGCUGAUUUUUCCAUCCAGAAUUAUCUUGUUCUUUAAUUCUCCUCAAUUGUCAUAUAUAAACAUGAAUUUAUAUACAUGUAUGUCA